AUGGAAAUGAGUCUAGGAGCUACAGAGCUUUCCGUGUGCUUCUCGGUUUUAGCUGAUGAAACCACAGAUAUAUCUGUGACUGAACAGCUUGCUCUGUGUGUUAAUGAAAGCUUUCUUAAGUUCAUUCAAGUGCAUAGCUUAUCUGGAAAAAACUUGGCAGAUUCUAUUUUGAAUGGUUUAAUAAGUUGUGGAAUAGAUUGUGAUUUUUUGUAUGGGCAGGGUGAUGACGGAGCAAGUAACAUGUCUGGUCAAUUUCAGGGUGUACAAGCACAUAUAAGAUCCAAAUACCCUAAAGCACUUUAUGUGCAUUGUGCAGCCCAUUCUCUAAAUUUAGCAGUUUCAACUGCUAGUAAUAUUAAGCCAGUUAGAAACUGCUUAGGAAUUAUUGAAAAAUUAUAUGUAUUUUUCAAUACUCCGAAACGAAAUGCAGUACUUUUGUCAGCUAUUGAAAAUAGCAAUACUGAUCAAAAAGUUAAGACACUUAAAAGGUUAAGUGCAACGCGCUGGGUACAGAGGUAUGAUUCUGUUCGUGAUUUUAUUGAACUUUUUGAAUUUGUAGUAAACGCUUUAGAGUGUAUAACUGAAUGGAAUGAUUCUUCAGCUACAGAUGCAACAUUACUUUUAAAAUCAUUUGACUCAGAAUUCAUUAUUUCUGUUAAUAUUGUUCAGCUUAUGUUUUCAUUCGGAUUACCCUUAUGUAAACAAUUGCAAAAAAUAAAUAUUGAUUUAAAGGAAGCUAUCAAUUUAGCACAAGACACUGUUGAUGAAUUGAAGACAAUUAGAAAUAAUUGUGAUGAUGAAUUUAAUAACAUAUUUUCAAAAGCAAAGAAAAUGGCUGAUAAGGUAGAGGUAGAGUUAAAAUAUAAAAGGUUGGGGAAAAGACAAACCAAUCGAGCUAACCCAUUAACUGAUCAAACCAUAAGUGUUUUGGAUGUUUGUUUUCAAGUAGACAAAAAUAAUUCAUUAACAGAGUUAAGACUUUGGCGAACAAAACUCAGGAGAACUAGCUGUAUACCUAAAACUGGGAUUGAUGCACUUACAGAAUGCAACAAAGAGAUAUUAUACCCUAACAUUUAUUUAUUAUUAAAAAUAUUGUGUGCAUUACCCGUAUCUACCACUACUCCUGAACGUAUGUUUUCAGCUCUAAAAAGAGUUAAAACAUACCUACGGAAUACUAUGACUGAAGAUAGGUUAAAUGGGUUAAGUAUGUUGGCGGUCCAUAGAGACAUUAAAGUUAGUCCUGAAGAUGUAUUAGAUGAUAUUGCUAAAAGACCAAGAAAAUUGGAUCUAGUUUUGUAA
Messenger RNA from Acyrthosiphon pisum (pea aphid), 1299 nucleotides. RefSeq names its product 52 kDa repressor of the inhibitor of the protein kinase-like. Bases 1 to 1299 code for a protein of 432 amino acids. The transcript is spliced from 8 exons. The record is from RefSeq and is a predicted model, not a curated record. Gene Ontology annotation, molecular function: protein dimerization activity. Lineage: Eukaryota; Metazoa; Arthropoda; Insecta; Hemiptera; Aphididae.